AUGGGGGAUGCUGCAGACGCCAAGGAAAUGAAGAAGACGUUCAUUGUCCCAGCCAUCAAACCGUUUGAUCACUACGAUUUCGCCCGAGCAAAGAUCGCCUGUAAUCUAGCGUGGCUGGUGGCCAAAGCCUUUGGGACAGAAAAUAUACCAGAUGAGCUUCGAGAACCAUUUUAUACAGAUCAGUAUGACCAGGAACAUAUUAAGCCUCCUGUGGUUAAUUUGCUGCUGUCUGCAGAACUUUACUGUCGUGCAGGAAGUCUCAUCCUGAAGAGCGAUGCUGCCAAGCCUCUCCUGGGUCAUGAUGCUGUUAUCCAAGCUUUGGCACAAAAAGGCCUCUAUGUUACCGACCAGGAGAAACUGGUAACAGAGAGAGACUUGCACAAGAAACCUAUUCAGAUGAGCGCUCAUUUGGCUAUGAUUGACACCUUAAUGAUGGCAUAUACUGUAGAAAUGAUCAGUGUGGAAAAAGUUAUUGCAUGUGUACAGCAGUAUUCCUCCUUCUUCCAAGCUACAGACCUGCCCUAUGACAUAGAAGAUGCGGUCAUGUUCUGGAUAAAUAAGGCAAAUGAACACUUAAAGGAUAUAAUGGAACAGGAGCAGAAGCUAAAAGAGCAACAUGGGGCAGAAACUCCGGGAGGUCAAAAGUCUCCUUCCAAGUGGUUUUGGAAACUGGUUCCUGCCCGAUACCGGAAGGAACAGACUUUACUUAAGCAGCUGCCUUGUGUUCCCUUGGUGGAAAAUUUGCUGAAAGAUGGCAGAGAUGGAUGUGCUUUGGCUGCUCUGAUCCAUUUUUACUGCCCAGAGAUUGUUAGAUUAGAGGAUAUCUGUUUGAAGGAAACCAUGUCACUGGCUGACAGUUUGUACAAUCUGCAACUGAUCCAGGAAUUUUGUCAGGAAUACUUAAACCAAUGUUGCCAUUUUGCACUGGAAGAUAUGUUGUAUGCUGCUUCUUCAGUAAAGAGUAAUUAUUUAGUGUUCAUGGCAGAGCUGUUCUGGUGGUUUGAAGUGGUGAAGCCAUCAUUUGUCCAGCCUCGAGUUGUAGGUCAUCCUCAAGCUGAACCUUCAAAGGAAGCAUCUUCUGUUCCUCCUACAAAUGCCAAUCAAAGAAGUUACCCAGGUGUUUUGCAUGGUUCUGAUCUUAUAAGCAGUGUGGGGACUUCAGCUUUUAUACCAUCUCAUCAGAUUCCUCCUCCAGGGCUCACGCAGCAACAACCUUACUCAUCAGUCCCAGGCGGCAUUAAAAGAUCGACAUCUAUGUCCUACGUGGAUGGGUAUGUAGGGACGUGGCCCAAAGAAAAAAGGUCUUCGGUCCAUGGGGUUUCAUUUGACAUUUCUUUUGAUAAAGAAGACAGCAUCCGUAUGACACCUCCAAACAGAGGAAUUACGAGAUCUAUUAGUAAUGAAGGACUUGUGCAGAAUACUAACCACAUGCCCAGACACAUCAAAAGGAAUAUAUCUUUCAAGCCUCUGGAUGAUGAAGAGGACAGUGAAGAUUCUGAAGCAGAAAAAGAUGUAGAAUUUUGCAGUGAUCUAGAAGCAGACAGCAAUCAAAGAAAUGCCAACCAGGUUAACACAUACACCUUACCAAAUGGAGCAUUGCAAAACAGGUUGGUUACUGAUGAAUUUGGCAAUCAAAUUGAGACACCCAGCAUUGAACAGGCUUUGCACAUUAUCCAUCAUAAUGAGAAAUCUGCUCACAUUACUCCACCAGCACAAUUUACAAAUGGGUUUUUCCUUCACAACAAAGAGAUGAGCAUCCUAAACUCAAACAUGACACCUAAUCAAAGUAGCCCUGAUAUUAUUGCAGAUACAAAAGGUGCCCUCAGUCCUGUUACUGAUAACACAGAAGUAGACACUGGAAUACAUGUCCCAUCAGACAUUCCAGAGACUAUGGAUGAAGAUUCUACUUUAAGGGAUUAUACAGUCAGCCUGGAUUCUGAUCUGGAAGAAUCAUCUCGCUUUCCGCAUGAAUCUGACAGCAGAGGCAUCAACUAUAAGGAGCAACUGAGUCCUUGUCCAAGCUCAAUAAGUACUAAAUCUCAAGCUGGCAGUAGUCCAUCUUCAAGUUCAGGAGUUAGAAUGACCAGCUUUGCAGAGCAGAAAUUUAAAAAGAUGAAUCAUACCGACAGCAGAAGCAGUGGAAGCAGUUCUCAGAAAACCACUCCCGAAGGUUCGGAGAUGAACAUUCCACACAUUGUUUCUUGGGCUCAAAUCCCAGAGGAAUCCCCUCUCCCUCAGGGAAGGGACACAACACAGUUGCUAGCUUCUGAAAUGGUGCAACUGAAGAUGAAACUGGAAGAGAAGAGGCGAGCGAUUGAAGCCCAGAAGAAGAAGGUUGAGGCAGCGUUCACAAAACAGAGACAAAAAAUGGGAAGAACAGCAUUCCUUAAUGUUGUGAAAAAGAAAAAUGAUGGGAUUUCACCACUUCGGGAAGAAGCAGCUGGAGCAGAGGGUGAGAAAGUGUUUACUGACAACAGUGGGGUGAAAGAAAAAGAAAACCAAAAGCCGGGUGAACAACUGAACAAGACUUCUGAGGCCCUGAAAGUAAGCACUGAAACUCCCUCAACGAUGUGGCUGAAGCCACCAAACACCCCAGGCGAUGCUGAGAAGCAGUCUAAUUUGGUAAGUCCUUCUGAAGAGAAUUUAAAUGAAGGUGACCUUUUAGAAUAUACAAAAUCCAUCGAGAAGCUCAACUCUUCUCUACAUUUCCUGCAACAGGAAAUGCAACGCCUGUCACUUCAGCAAGAGAUGCUACUGCAGAUGAGGGAACAGCAAGCAUGGGUUAUUUCACCUCCUCAACCUUCUCCUCAAAAACAAAUUCGGGAAUUGAAGCCUUCGGCAAGGCUUAGCGGAUCAUCAUCUCCCGUUGUCCCAUUUUCAGUAGAAACGCCUCGGCCUUCCCAACAAUCCCCACAGACAUCUUCUAGGAAGAAUUCAUCUCUCCCAGGUAAAAUACAAAGGACUCCAAGGCCAAAUGAACUGAAAAUUACACCUUUGAAUCGCACUUUGACUGCCCCGCGAUCUGUUGAUAGCCUCCCACGGUUGAGAAGAUUUUCUCCAAGCCAGAUUCAGACUAGAUCUUUUGUUUGUUUUGGGGAUGAUGGUGAAAAGAAGCCUCAAACUGAGGUAAAAAACACGACCGAAGAGGUUGCUGACAAGGAAGAAGCAGGUGAAAAGGAUGGCGAGAAGCAAGAAACUGAAGGGAAAGUUGAGCAAAAAUCAGAAGAACAGAUCAGACCUCUGGAAUCCACGGUUUCUGAAGUAUUGUCACAGCCUGUUACAGAAAUUGUCUGCCUUACUCCAAACGAAGAACCUUUAAAUCCACCAGUGUUGCCCCCACCUGCAUCUAAGACUGUUAGCCUCAUAGAAGUUUCUCUCACAGAUUUGAAGCCACCAGAGAAGUUAGAAGACUCAAUUGAAAAAUCAGAGGGUGAGAGUGACAAAGAACAACCAGAGGAUGACCAGAAAGUAUGCUGUGGAUUCUUCUUCAAGGAUGAUCAAAAACCAGAAAAUGACAUGGCCGUGAAACGGGCAGCAUUAUUGGAGAAGCGAUUGAGGAGAGAAAGAGAAACUUUACUUCGAAAGCAGCAAUUGGAAGCAGAGAUGGAGCAUAAGAAAGAAGAAACAAAGAGGAAGUCUGAGGAAGAACGUCAGAAGAAGGAAGACGAAAGAGCACGGCGAGACUUUAUUAAGCAGGAAUAUAUGAGGCGAAAGCAACUGAAACUAAUGGAAGACAUGGACCUUGUCUUAAAGCAUCGCCCUCAUUUUUCCAAACAAAAGAAGGCACGUCCAAAAUCCAUUCAUAGGGAUCACAUUGAGUCACCUAAAACACCAAUCAAAGGUCCUCCAGUAUCAAGUCUUUCCCUUGCAUCAUUAAACACAGCAGACAAUGAGAGCGUGCAAUCAGGCAAGAGGACACCAAGAUCUGAGUCUGUGGAAGGAUUCUUAUCUCCAAGUUGUUGUGGUAGUCGUAAUGGGGAAAAAGACUGGGAAAAUGCAUCAACUACUUCUUCAGUAGCGUCUGCUACAGAAUAUACAGGACCAAAGCUCUACAAAGAACCCAGUGCAAAAUCCAAUAAGCACAUCAUCCAAAAUGCACUUGCCCAUUGUUGUCUGGCUGGAAAAGUAAAUGAAGGACAGAAGAAUAAAAUACUAGAGGAAAUGGAGAAAUCAGAUGCCAACAACUUCCUAAUCCUCUUCCGGGACUCCGGCUGCCAGUUCCGAUCUUUAUAUACAUACUGCCCUGAAACUGAAGAGAUCACUAAACUGACUGGGAUAGGCCCCAGAUCAAUCACUAAGAGAAUGAUCGAAAGUCUCUAUAAGUAUAACUCUGACAGGAAGCAGUUUAGCCACAUACCUGCAAAGACACUCUCUGCAAGCGUUGAUGCAAUUACCAUUCACAGCCAUUUAUGGCAGAGCAAGAGACCAGUAACACCCAAAAAGCUCUCAUCUUCAAAGACAUAGCUACCUGUGGGAAGUUAUUUCUUGCUUUAGGCAAGAAACUGUGGCAAACUUGCACUUCAUUAUUCACGGUCUGUUACUAAAUAGACUCCGAUUUGGUAACAAGGCUC
Protobothrops mucrosquamatus (brown spotted pit viper) is the source of this 4571-nucleotide messenger RNA. RefSeq names its product calmodulin regulated spectrin associated protein family member 2 (gene CAMSAP2). Gene Ontology annotation, cellular component: microtubule minus-end. Lineage: Eukaryota; Metazoa; Chordata; Lepidosauria; Squamata; Viperidae. The record is from RefSeq and is a predicted model, not a curated record. Bases 1 to 4464 code for a protein of 1487 amino acids. Gene Ontology annotation, molecular function: calmodulin binding; spectrin binding; microtubule minus-end binding. Gene Ontology annotation, biological process: cytoplasmic microtubule organization; neuron projection development; negative regulation of microtubule depolymerization. The transcript has 18 exons.